Messenger RNA from Haliaeetus leucocephalus (bald eagle), 396 nucleotides. RefSeq names its product meiosis/spermiogenesis associated 1 (gene MEIG1). The record is from RefSeq and is a predicted model, not a curated record. Gene Ontology annotation, cellular component: nucleus. The coding region runs from base 1 to 396 and encodes 131 amino acids. The transcript has 3 exons. Lineage: Eukaryota; Metazoa; Chordata; Aves; Accipitriformes; Accipitridae.
AUGGUGACUCAGGAAGUGCCACACAUAUCUAGACAUCUUGAAGAAGCACAUUCAUUAGAUGAAUUCAGUACAUCCUGUAAAGAAGUACUUAACACUAGUAACAUGAAAAAGUCUGAAGUUUCUGGAGUCAUGGCUAAAGCUGACAUCAACCCAAAAUCUAUAUAUCAUGCCAAAAAAUGGUCAGAUGAUGUAGAGAACUUAUACAGAUUUCAGCAAGCUGGAUACAGAGAUGAGUUUGAAUACAAACAAGUAAAACAAGUUGACAUGGUAGAGUGUUGGCCAGAAACUGGGUUUGUUAAGAAACUUCAGAGAAGGGACAAUACGUUCUAUUAUUAUGAUAAGCAAAGAGAAUGCGAAGACGAAGAAGUCCAUAAAGUGAAAGUUUAUGUAUAUUAG